UUAUAUGAUCUGCCGAAUUAAUUGGCAGAUCGCACAUUAGGAAACUACUGAUUGAAUAAUCUGCUCUGUCGUUAUUGAUCUGCUCUGCCAAUCUGCUCUGCUUUGCCGAUUGUACCUACCCGCUGAUUUCCUGGGAUUCAAACGGCGUCAACUUCAGCUUAAUUGCUGGUCUAAAGAUGUUUGAAUAUAUGCAGAAUUUAUUCAGCAAAUCAUUAUGCAAAGUUAUCUAUAGAAGAUUUAAUAGCAAAAAAUAUACUCAAGGUUUUAACAUGGAGAAUGGCAUCAGAGAAUAUUUUUAUUAUAUUGAUCAUCAAGGGCAGUUAUUUCUGGAUGGAACGAAAAUUCGUAAUUUUGUCACUUGCUUUAAAGACAAAGCCUUUCUUGUAUUCUUCUACAAAAGGAUAAAGACAAAUAAUGACGGGAAGUAUUCUGAUGAUUACCCUUAUAUCUCCCCAUGUGGUUUGGAAAUGAACUACGUCCGUUGUGAAAGCAAACCAAUCGUAUUUACUGAUAUAUUUGAGGUACAAAAUCAGGACUUUCUGACAUUCAAUGGCCUCGGUGAUCUGAUUACUUUACCAUUCCAACCUAGUAAACUGUUUAUGUUUCCAUCGACCGGUCGAAUCUAUCAUCCUGCAGCUGAAAAAGUAGGAGGCGUUGGAAUUUUAAAAACAAGUUUGGCAGUUCAGCUAAGCUCAGGUUUUGUUUUCUCAGAGUAUAGUAAUAAUUUCUGUCCAACUCACUUCAUUUGGAAAGGUGAAAAGAUUUUACUUGAUAAUUCAUUGUCUACUACGCUACAAAGUCAAGAUGUUCAUCCGGAGUAAUAUUGGCUUCGGCACUACCUAGCGUCGUUCCCUCAUUUAUUAUUGUGUUAAAUUUUAAUAAAUUUUCUUUUUCUUUUGAACCCAAAUUAUGUCUCUAGUAUGAUUGUAAAUUUUAUGGUAACAGCAGGUAACCCUGGUAACAGCAGGUUAGCAUGGUAACAGCAAAACAGAUUCAACCAAGCAAACAACAGCAGAUCAACCCAGACAGCAAUCAACCCAGAGAUUUUUAGAAGUACUUAUAGAAUUUUUAACAUUAGUUUUAAUAAAAAAUAUGAUACAGUACAAUGGUUCUAAUUUUGACUAGAACUAACUGUUUAUUGUGACAAACGACUCUAUAUAUUUUAAUUGCAACA
Messenger RNA from Hydra vulgaris (swiftwater hydra), 1174 nucleotides. Its product is annotated as UPF0598 protein CG30010. The record is from RefSeq and is a predicted model, not a curated record. Lineage: Eukaryota; Metazoa; Cnidaria; Hydrozoa; Anthoathecata; Hydridae.